Molecule: messenger RNA, 930 nt
Organism: Closterium sp. Yama58-4
Lineage: Eukaryota; Viridiplantae; Streptophyta; Zygnematophyceae; Desmidiales; Closteriaceae
Source: the annotation of a GenBank genome assembly
AUGAUGCCACCAGCGUCCCCACUUCUUCACACCUGCUCCUUCACACCUGCUCCCUCAUCCAACUCCCUCAUCCAACUCCCUCAUCCAACUCCCUCAUCCAACUUCCCUGCUUCCUCACACGUCCCGUCCUCCCUCUUUAUGACAAACCCUCCCAUCUUACCCCCUUCCCCCCUACUGGCAGGCACGGGAGGGGAGCGGCAGGGGGCGGAGGAGUGGCGGAGGGAGAGGGCGCGCGAGAUGGCAGUGAUGGCGGACCUGCAAGGGGACGCCCCACCCACCACCAUCCCGCUCACCAUCCAGGCACGUGGGGUGGAGCACGCAAGUGGCACGCUGCAUGACCCACGCAAGUACUUUGAUGCCGCCACACAGAGGGACACAGCACAGCAGCAGCCACCCGGACCGCGAGCGCCAGAUGCAAUGGAUCUGGACAGCCCUGCCCCCACCUCUGCCUCUGACUCAACGCCAGCUGGCGCACAUGCCACGUUGGCAGACUCGCUGGCAGCGUUUCGGAGUGAGCUGGCAGCGGCAGCAGGGGCGGGGGGAGGCAGCAGGGGGCAGGGGGGACGUGGUGGUGGAGGCAAGGGAGGCGCGACUGUGAUGGCGCCUGCUGCUGCUGCUCAUGAGGUGGAGGAGUUUGGGCGGCAGGUGGCGGUGGCAAGGCGGGGAGUGGGGGAGGCAGCGGAACAGUCACUCCUGAAGCAGCUGCCUGACGCCCUGCGCUCCGCCCUGCUCGCCCACGGAGAGGCAGUGAAGGAGCUGCUGUCACACUUCUGGGCCACCUACCCCAUCACCAGUGCUGCCCUGCUCGCCAAGGCGGAGCGGCACAAGGAGGGCAUCAGCAAGCUGUAUGACCGCCUGCAGAAGCUAAAGGACGGAGCAGACGGGGCCAACCGCCAUCUCCUUUCACAGCUGCUACAGCCCUUCUUCCAG